AUGACGAUUUCGAAAGUUCCGGCAACCAUGGCCGAUCUUGUUCGAGAGCAUCAAGCUCUUGUAGUUGAUAUGGAUGAUUUUAGUGAAAUUAGUAUGAUUGGCAGAGGUGGUGCUGCCGAAGUUUUCAAAUCUUACGAUUCCAAACUUAAAGUAGAAUGCGCAGUCAAGAGAUUAUACAAAGAAGACCUAUCAGAUAAGUCUUUAGCACAUCUAAUUCGUGAAAUUCAUACAAUGGCAUUAAUUAAUAACCGUUUUUGCAUGCCAAUGCUUGGAUUUUCAGCAGUACCUCCAUACUGCCUUGUUCUUGAAUAUUUGCAAAACGGUUCCCUUGAUGAAGCUAUUUUUAGAGCAAAUCGAAAACAAAUGUCCGAAACACACAUGUGCAUUAUUGCUCUUUGCAUUGCAAACGGUAUGGCGCACAUUCACGCCCACGGAGUUUACCAUCGCGACUUAAAACCAGGAAAUGUUUUACUCGAUGAGAAAGAAAUCCCCAGAAUUUGCGAUUUCGGCUUGGCUCGAAUUGAAAAUGGCACAAAAUGCUCUAAAGGUAUCGGUACACCAAAUUACAUGGCUCCAGAACAAAUUGAAUCAACACAAUAUACUCAUAAGGUCGAUGUCUACGCUUACGGUGUCAUGCUUUACGAAAUGGUUGAACGCCAACGUGCUUUCACAGGCUAUACAGUAAAAUCAGAGUUAAUUAACGCAAUUACUCGUGGAGAACGCCCUCAAUUCACUCGUAAGACACAUAAAACAAUGCAGCACUUGAUCACAAGAUGCUGGGAUCAAGAUCCAAACAAUCGUCCAGAGUUUACUGAAAUUUUCGAUCAAAUUGCCGACGGAAAAGCCAAAUGGAAGGAUGCCGACAGAAAGAAAGUCGAAAAGGUCGUCAACCAGAUCCGCGAGAACGACAAAAAGCCAGAAGUUCCAAGAGAAGUUUCAUCAAAAGUCAGAGUCAACAUUCAAAGGCUUCUUGACACUCUUGAACCGAAGAAACCAAAGGAACCAGAGCCAGCACCAAAGGUUCUCAAGCUACAAGAUCCUUCUUCCGAUGAAGAUCUCGAUUUGGCUCCGAAAGUUAACGUAGGAGGCGAAGUAACUCGAAAAGAUAUCGAUUACGUACAAAGACAGGAACAGAGACCACCUGAUAACAGCGUUGGUGUCAAUCCUCCGAACUCUACAAUGAUCAAUCCACAUUUCGGGAGGCCACAGCCAUUCCCACAGGCACAGGGAUUCCCUCCUGCACAAGGGAAUAUUCCUAUGCCAGCGAUGGCCCAAAGUUCCACUCCCCAUGGCUACAGAGGAGCUCCUCCAAGAAAUCCGAUGUCAGUUGUCCAGCAAAGACAACAAUCAGCGUUCGCGCAGAUCAUGAAUGGCCCACAGUCUUCAUACCAACCUCCUCCGAUGCCAAUGAUGCAAAAUCAGCCAACUAAUUUCGGACCAAGGCCAAAUAAGACAAGAGCAGGUUCACAUCCUUUACCAGAAGUUAACUAUGAUGGUGAUAUUCCAUUGCCAUCUAACAUUCCUCCACCUCCAUCUAUUACUCCUGCAUUUCUCCCCCCUCCUGAGAUUAGGGAGUUCUCCCCUGCACCUUUCCCGCAGCCAUCAAGAAAUUUGCCGGUCGAUUCGAGCAUCCUUUCCAAUCCUUCUUUGCCACAAUUCCUUCAAUGCGUCGAAUCUCUUCUUACAAAGAUCCAGGACCAGCAUCUUGCAACACUUGCACCAUUCAUUGCGUUCUACAUGGCUAAAAAUACAAGUCCUCUCGUUCAAUAUGCAGUUUUGCUCGCAACUGUCAGAUUAUGCAUCAAGUUUGGGCCAAAAUUCAUUGAACCAUUAAUAUCUGCAAGUGCUUUCAACGGUAUGCCAUUCGCUGAUCAAAGAUGCGAAGUUUUGGCAGCAGAUUUAUUAUCUAUCGUCUUCCAACGCGCCAGAAAACUCGUAACCGCCAACUUUUGGCCACAAAUUCUCUAUCUGGCCAAGAAGAAACCACUCGAUGCCGCUGUUUUGAUAAGAAUUCUUAUUAAUGAUCCGGAAUCCAUCCAAUCUACAGUGAUGCAGUACAUUUUACCAACAACAUCAUUGUUCAAGGACACACCAGCAGCAACGCGAGCCAUCGGAAUCAUCUCUUUCAUGCUGAAAAACGUUCAAUCAUUUGAGAUGAACUACGGAGAUGCAGCUUUGAGGCAAUUGGUCGCUUUCUCAGAGACCAAGAGUGUUGAAACUGCAAAGGCAGCUUACAACGCUUUGGCCCAACAUUUCAAACCAAAAAUUCAGCUUGAUUUCUACAUGAUGCUCUGGCACAUGAACAUCCCAUCGCUUGUUAAUCCAAUCCUCUCCAUAUUCAUACGCCAUCCGGACCUUCCUGCCUCUACAGAUAUAACACAAAAUUUAAUUGCCGCUGCAAGGACGAGCCAACUUGCAAGUCUUGUACUUCUUAAGUACGCGGAUACAUCUAUCAACCAGGCAAACGUUUUCCUUUACGACAAAUCAUGGUGUAAUGCAAGUUUACCUACAAUAAUCGAUACUCUCAAGGUUUUGUUGAUCCUGUUCAAAUACCCACCAAUGAGACCUUACGUUGCCAACCGCGAAAGCUUCCCAAUUUUAAUGAGAAAUUUGAUUGCGUCAAAGAUACCAUUUAUAUUAGUAGUUUUGGUAUCUGUCAUAAGAAGAUGCUCAUUGACGCCAGAUUUGCUCUUAAAAUUAUCUAAUGCUGGGGUUUUCUCAGAUUGGUACCAAGUAGGCAUUGCAAUGCAGGAUAAUUAUGUCCUCCAGAACUUGAUGGUCCUAACAGACACAUUGAUUAGAAUUGCUUAUAUUCCGGACUUGAAAUACAUCGUUGCUCCGGAAAUUGACAUUGUUAGAACAAAGACUCCUAGUAAUCUCGUCGAAUUCGCACUCAUGAACUUAGUGGCUGUUUCACAGUCCGAAGAAUGCGCAAAAAUUAUGAUUCAAAACAAAUUCCAAAAUGUUUUAGAAAAAGAAACACAUCAGCUCGCUGGAUCAAUCCUUAAUAACUUAAAGAAAUUUAUGUGA
Trichomonas vaginalis G3 is the source of this 3030-nucleotide messenger RNA. RefSeq names its product protein kinase protein. Gene Ontology annotation, biological process: protein phosphorylation; signal transduction. Gene Ontology annotation, molecular function: ATP binding; protein kinase activity. The coding region runs from base 1 to 3030 and encodes 1009 amino acids. Gene Ontology annotation, cellular component: cytoplasm. The transcript has a single exon. Lineage: Eukaryota; Parabasalia; Trichomonadida; Trichomonadidae. The record is from RefSeq and is a predicted model, not a curated record.